Molecule: messenger RNA, 1380 nt
Organism: Malassezia restricta
Lineage: Eukaryota; Fungi; Basidiomycota; Malasseziomycetes; Malasseziales; Malasseziaceae
Product: magnesium transporter
Exons: 1
Coding region: 1-1380 (459 amino acids)
Biological process (GO): mitochondrial magnesium ion transmembrane transport
Cellular component (GO): mitochondrial inner membrane
Molecular function (GO): magnesium ion transmembrane transporter activity
Source: RefSeq, a predicted model, not a curated record
AUGAACCGAGUGGGCGGGUCGCUCGCGGCGUCGGUGGCGAGGCAUAUUCGCUCGCCGGUGCGUGUGGCGUGCGCUGUGCCGAGGCGUCCGUAUACCAUGUCGGAGCUGCCGCCACGCCCGGGGGCGGGUGUAUCGGGCGUAGGACUCACGCAGCUCUCGCCCAACAUCCUGCUGCGGUGCACGAUUCUGGACUCGAAGGGCUCGAUCAAGACGAUUUCGGGCCUGUUUAAAAAGUCGGAGCUGUGUUCGCAUCACGGGCUCCAGCCGCGGGAUCUUCGAAAGAUUGAUUCACGCGUGCCCAACUUGGUGCCGACGAUCUUGGCGCGCCGGACGGGCAUCCUGGUGAAUAUUCUGCACAUCCGCGCGAUGGUCAAGUCGGAUGCGGUGCUGUUGUUUGAGAGCUAUCAUACGAGCAAUCCGCGGCUUCACUCCGCCUUUGUGUACAAUUUGGAGCACAAUCUGCGGCAAAAUGCGUCGUCGCUGCCGUACGAGUUCCGUGCGCUGGAAUCGAUCCUUGCGUCGGUGCUGGAUGCGCUGCGCUCUGAGCUCAGCUGGCUGAGGAUCGUGGUGGACGACCUGCUUGAGGCGCUGGAAGACGACAUUGACCGAGAGAAACUGCGCAUGCUGCUGCAAAUCUCGCGCAAACUGAACGGCUUUCUCAGUCGAUCGCGCGGUGUCAAAGUGGCCGUGACAGAAGUGCUCGAGAAUGACGAGGACAUGGCGCUCAUGUAUCUGACCGAUGCCCAAAAGGGCGUCCUCAAGACGGAGAAGAGCAAUUUGGAGGAUCUCGAGCUGCUGCUCGAGAGUUUCGAGAAGCAGGUGGAAGAGGUCAUUUCGGAGAUUGACCAGAUCUGUGCGAACGUGAACAAUACGCAGGAGAUCGUCGAGCUGAUCCUCGACAGCAACCGCAACCGGCUCCUCACGCUGGACCUCGGCACGAGUAUCGUGACGCUCGGCGUGUCGGCCGCGACGCUCUUUGUCGGCCUGUUCGGUAUGAACUUGACCUCGCAUCUCGAGGAGCACCCACAUGCCUUUUACCUAAUGAGUGGCGUUGCCUACGUGAUGGCGCUCCUCGUGUCGGUCGCAGGGCUGCGUCGGCUCGCGCGCUUGCGGCGCAUCGGCCUGUCGGUCGGCGGCAGUAGCACCGCGGCGUUCGGCGCUCAGUCGCCGCGCAAGCCAGACGCCCACCUCGUGUCACACGCCCGUGCGUGGUGGUGGCGUGAGAAUCAGUUCCGCGCGAUGCAGCGCAAACAGAGCCAGCACCAUGCGCACGAGCACCUGCGGUCGAUGGACUAUGCCAUGCCGCCCAGCGACCCGCUAGACCCGGCUGAGCUGAAUGCGGGGCCGUCGCCCCACGACACGAACAAGAACGGAUCAUGA